Coccinella septempunctata (seven-spotted ladybird) is the source of this 4449-nucleotide messenger RNA. RefSeq names its product ABC transporter G family member 14 (gene E23). The record is from RefSeq and is a predicted model, not a curated record. NCBI's taxonomy places the organism in Eukaryota, Metazoa, Arthropoda, Insecta, Coleoptera, Coccinellidae. Bases 269 to 2272 code for a protein of 667 amino acids. Gene Ontology annotation, cellular component: plasma membrane. Gene Ontology annotation, molecular function: ATP binding; ATP hydrolysis activity; ABC-type transporter activity. The transcript is spliced from 9 exons.
CGUCCGGUCACCGACCCCGCUCUACGGCCCACUUCUCACUCAGUCAGUAAACCGGAGGACUAAGGACGGCGCCAUCUUGCCAGGCACGUUGCCAAGUUGGGCGAGGAUAUCUGGAUUUUAAAGAUUUCUGCUAAUAUUCGAUGAGGAGUCGAGUGAGUGCGUGAGUUUAGCGAAGCGUUGCUACAGGAGUGAAUUGUGACUUGAAAUCUGUGUGAAACUGUUGUUCCAAGUGGUUUUUCCCCAUGGAAGAUUAUCCUGAAUCCAAAGUAUGGAUUUUUCUAAAUAUUGGACUAUCCUGACGACCAAACUUUUGACUAUGAAACUUCUCAAACCAAAUGACACGACAAUCCAUUUUCCAUGCCUCAUCACCGACCACCGUCCCCUGCCAGUGCACCUCGCCUUCAGAGGCAUCAGCAUUGCCACCGGCGGCCGAAAAAUCCUCCACGAUGUCGACGGUUUGGUGCGACCGGGUCAGAUCCUCGCUGUCAUGGGACCAUCAGGGUGCGGCAAGACGACCCUGCUCAACUGCCUCAGCGGACGUCUCAAGCUCGACGCCGGCCAGAUUUUCCUCAACAGGGACCCGAUGUGCAAGAGGUGGAAACGGAAGAUCUGCUACGUCCUGCAGCAGGACAUCUUCUUCCCGGAUCUCACCCUCAGGCAGACCUUGGAAUACACCGCCAGACUCAGGUUACCGGACACCAUGAGCCAUUCGCAGAAGAUGCAGUAUGUGGAUCACAUUAUUGACGUGUUGGAGCUGCAGCACUGUCAGGAUACCAUUAUUGGAGACUACCUCAAAAGGGGCCUGAGUGGUGGGGAGAAGAAGAGAGCAAAUAUCGCUUGCGAAUUGCUGACCAACCCCUCGCUCAUGCUACUCGACGAACCUACCUCUGGAUUAGAUUCUCACGCAGCUCAUAGUUUAAUACAGACCCUAAAGAAAUACGCGGUUAACGAAGGAAAAACAGUUGUGAUAACCCUUCACCAGCCGUCUUCCCAGAUUUUUCAUUUAUGUGAUAAACUUCUUCUUUUGUGUAACGGACAAACUGCAUACUUCGGUGAUACUUCCAAAGUAGUGGAUUUCUUCAGUAGUAUUGGUAUGCACAUAAUGCCGCAUUAUAAUCCUGCAGACUUCAUAUUGGAACAGGUGAAAGGGUCUUCGGAAACGAGACAAAGGAUUACGACUGCGGCAAGGGAAUUGAGAAAUAGUAAUGAUUACCCUCCUGAGCUUCGAUGUCAUAACUGUUCUUAUAUCAACGACAAAUUGAAUGACCAUAGCAAUAAAUUAAUAUCGAAUGGACCAUACCCUGCCCUUGAACAAGAUACCAUAAACUCAAUGGAGCCGGACGUUAGGAGGUUAUGGCUGGAUACUCACUCCCACGCUUCUUCUUCGGCAAGUUCGGACACCAGCGAGUCAGACUGCUACUUCGCCUGGCCCACCAGCUUCUGGACUCAACUCAAGGUCUUAGUACAAAGAAAUUUCCACGAGGCACGGCCGCGGAUGCUGUCGAAGCUGAACUGGGUGCAGACUAUAGGUUUAGGGAUUAUGGCAGGAUUACUUUGGUUCCAGCUGCAGAGGAGGGAGGAAUGCCUGCACGAUAUUCAGGGAUGGAUGUUUUUCUCGACCACGUACUGGAUGCUGUUCGCGCAUUUCGGAGCACUCAGUUCGUUUCCUCCCGAACGAGAAGUCAUCAACAAAGAAAGGAGAUCAGGUGCUUACAGAUUAUCAGCCUAUUACAUCGCCAAGAUGAUUGGAGAGUUACCAUUAACAAUAACGUUACCUGCAAUAUAUCACUUUAUAUCGUAUCCUAUGUUAGGUUUUCAUUCCCCAUUUGUGUUCUUCACACUGCUGGCGUUCCUUCUGCUCAACACCAUUGUAGCUCAAAGCGUGGGAUUCUUCAUAGGCGCAUGCUGCAUGGAUAUGCAGGUUAGCAUAACAGUCAGCGCUCUUUACACGUUGGCAACGCAACUGUUUGGUGGGUAUUUGGCCACCAAUAUACCAGUGUGGUUGACGUGGAUGAGAUACCUCUCUAUGGUCCACUACGCUUAUCAAAAUAUGCAGAUCAUCGAGUUCGGCGAAGGGCUACCAAUACUAUGUGCCCAACAAUCCAAAUUUCCAAUAUGUAACGUAUCUGACCACAUACCAGUCACUGCCAUUUUAGAAGCUCAGGGAACACAUUUACCACUAUGGGCGAACACCCUAGUACUGUUUAUGUUCUUCGUGAUUUUCCGUAGUUUAGGCUAUAUCGUAUUGCGCUACUUCAAAAACCCAAAGUGAUCCUAAAAACCCUUCUGAACAGAUGCAUCUAAAACAUGUGAUAAUAUACUUUAGUAGAAUCAAAUGUAUCCAUGAAACAAUGAAGAGGUCCUUUUUAUCGAUGUCGUUUUAAAAAUCCGAGCUCUAAUUCAUAGAAUUUUAAUCGAACGGUGUUCACUAAUUAGAAAAUCGUUAUCGACGUUAUUAGGGCGCCAAAAUCUCAUAAGAUUGUUUUCACUUCUGAAUAAUGUUAAUAAUAAUAAUAAUUGACAGUUAUGACUGCGGUAAAUUUAAUUUACAAAUAGGCUGUGCUUACAUUAUAAUAAUACUAUAACUCAAUUCACGUUUUACUUUUGUUUUAAUAUAAGGUUAUAUUAUUUAAUCAUUCAUUCCAACUUGUAUCGUUUUGUUUCGAAGGAUUUCAACAGUUAGUGUUAGGUGUUCACGACUUUGAAACUGAAAAAGCGAUUUCUAAAUUUCACUCCGAACACAGAACAGUGGAUGCGUUUGACUUGGUGUACGUCACGUACACUAACUUGUUUUUUUUUCGAGGGGGGGAGCUUUUUAGGAUUGUGCCUUGGUUUUUAUGAACUAAUGUGCCAAGAAUUUGCAACCAGCUACGGUUUACUGCCCAUUUUGAACCAAUUUGUAUUAUAGAAGGAAAAUUAUAGAGAACUCGAUGUGAAAAUGUUUCGUUCACAUAUAAUUGAACUUUGUUUUUAAAAUUUCGAUCCAGCUGUUUAUAUAAUGGAUCUUGUGAAUUUGGAAUGUAAGAAAUAUGCUAAGUGAAAGUUAUUUCUUGUUAAACUGGAGGAAAUUUAUGGAAUAGCGGUACUGAAUCUGUUUUAUUUCCUAGAAACUUGAACGUGAUAUGGAUGUAUUAGUUCCUGGCUGUAGUUUGAAUAAAAAUAGCAAUUAAAAGAGUUUAUGAACUAACCAACCGGCACAUAUGAACUUUCAACUGAUAAGACUGUUUUUCCACAAUCAUCAUUUCAUAAAUUUCCAAAUACUCAUACAUAAUCGUUAAUUCUUAUUGUAUAUUUUUCUUAUUAUUAAUAUUGAAUUAGGAACAUCACUAAAAUACAUGUAGUUUCGAAAAAUUCUAUAUUAUUGUUUAUUUUUAUUUAAUGUAAAAUAGAAAUCUAAAAUAUUAACCAUAACCACGUUAUUUGAUUACCAAUCAAGUGUUCAUGCACUCAGUCAAAGCUGCCCUAUGUUCAAGUCUUCUCCGAUGAAUCACCAAACUAAUGUAAGGUUGUACAAAAGUUAUAUUUAUACUGUUACGGUAUUCCUCGAAGGACUUGGGGCUGUAAUAUAACCAUAUAAAUAGUUAUUUUACUGAUUGAAAUCGCUUUUUAUUUAUGUUACUUGUAAAUAAAUUUAAUCUUGACCAAAUAGAAAAUUAAUUUUUUCAAACUUUUCAUUUUCCACAAGGCUGUGCUCUUUUUUCACUCCUUGUUUAUUUGUUUGUUCGUUGAAAGUUUUAUUUGUUCGAACCACUUCGGAUAUGAAUAUUUAUAUGAAUAUAAGUGUUGCUUCAUAGAUAUUUCGAUAUAUGAAAAAUAAAAUUGUUUUAUGGUGAAAUUGAAGGGAAAAAAUCAAAAUUUUCAAUAGACAAUAAAUAACAUUUGAUUUUGCUUCAUUUGGUCGCCUAUCCUAAGGUUAAUUUAUUAUGGUUUCGAUGUUUGAAAAUUCGAAAACGUUGUGCUUUGUCGAACCAGUUGUGCUAGUCUUAAAUAUUGAUAUCUGAUAUGUGUACGUUGUUGAUAGAGCACCAUUUCUGCUGUUUCAAUUAUCAAGCAUGGAUCCGAUAUUUAUAAAAUAUUUGCAGCCAGUUUUAAGAGGUUUAUGCUGGUCAGAAGAAUUGACUAUGUAUAACCCUAGAUUAGCAUUUGAUACGUAAUUCUUGACACAUAAAAACGAGAAGGGGUAAAUUAAAGCUGCCAUUGAGACUUCAUGCCAAAAUGUGAAAAUAUAUAAGAUAAAUGAAAUUUUUGAGAUUUGAUAUCAAAAUAUUCAUCAUAUCACCAUAUUGUGUAUGCUCUGUUUUUUUAAUACUUAUCCAAUGCAUCUUUUAAUACUUCCAUUUAUAUGUAUAAUAUGUACAAAAUAUGAAACUCCUGUAGAUUAUUCUAUGUUAUAGCUGAUCCUGGUCUCAAACAGGAAAUAUCUAUCAAUAUAUUGAAUCUUUAAUUAUA